Molecule: messenger RNA, 924 nt
Organism: Oryzias latipes (Japanese medaka)
Lineage: Eukaryota; Metazoa; Chordata; Actinopteri; Beloniformes; Adrianichthyidae
Gene: commd5
Product: COMM domain containing 5
Cellular component (GO): nucleus
Source: RefSeq, a predicted model, not a curated record
AUAUGUCACGUGGCACGAAGGCGGAAGUUGUCACAUAAACAGAAGCCUCUCUCGUUUUUAUGUUUUUUCCUUCUAUUUUGAUUAAUAUUGCUGCACGUUCAGAAUGUCCUCUGGACACGUUAAAGAUUUAGGCUUUCUUGGAGGAAGGGCACCUCCGGAAAUCGAGUCAAUGUCAAGAAGUCUAAAGGAUGUGGAUCAAGAUUUGUUUAGAAAGCUACUGAAAGCUGUGGUCAGCGCCCUGGAGGGCAAGGACUGCAGAGAGGCCAUGAGGUCGAUAGCAGAGACUACGGUCAUCCCACAAGAGAGGCUCAGCCACAUCAUAGCAGGGAUGCACAGAGUGCUCUCCGAAGCCACUCGCAUCCCUGCAGCAUUACUCAAACAGGAGGCCUUCAAAGAAGAUCUAAGAGAGCUGAGGAUACCUGAAGACUUCAUCACAGAUUUCUGCAGUGUGGUUUUUGGGAGCCGUCGAGCAGCUCUGGAGGCAGCUUCUCUGCAGAAGGAUCCUCAUCUUCCCACAGUGGACGAGUUUAAAUGGAGAGUGGAUGUCGCCAUUUCUACAAGCUCUUUAGCCCGAGCCCUGCAGCCUUCAGUUCUAAUGCAGAUGAAACUGUCUGACGGGAAGUUUCACCGCUUUGAGGUGCCGGUAACUAAAUUCCAUGAGCUCCGUUACAACGUGGCUCUAAUCCUGAAAGAGAUGAAUGAUCUGGAGAAGAGGAGCAUUUUGAAGAUCCAAGAUUGAUGAACCUUCAAGACCUAAUCUGUGAGACUCUCCCUGAUCUGUUGGGAAUUCGGGUCAUUAUAUAGAAAUUCGUCGUUGUACGUGCCCCUCAUCCUCCUCUGAUGAUGCAGAUUCUUCUAUGAACUUGAUUCAUUCCAAAAGUGUUUUUGUGUUCCUGUCUUUGUAUUAAACUCCUAAUCCAAUUA